AUGUCAAACUCCGCAUCUCGCCUUCGCAAGAUACUCAAAACCCAGAAAACUGCUAAACUCUCACCUCAAAAUACUCCUAAGUUAGGUUCCGCACUACCCAUUUCAAUCAAGGCUCUCGCCGAGGAACUCGACCUCGACGAGCUUGCGAAAAAGAUUAACCAUAAUGCAACUUUAUCCUCAAAGUUUCGUAGUCGCCACAACAUUUACGACUUUACGAUUGCUCGUCUCGCCAAUGCCAAGCGAUAUAAUCUGAUCGAAGAUAUACUUGACACACAUAAACAUUUUCAGGAUAUUUCCCGCGAAGGCUAUGCGCUUCGUCUCGUUUCGCUGUAUGCCAAAGCUGGGAUGUUUGAUCAUGCACUUAAGCUGUUCGACGAAUUGCCUGAACUAGGUUGUCCUAGAACUGUUAAAUCUUUUAAUGCCCUUUUGAAGGCUGCGGUGGAAUCUAAGAGAUUUGAUGAGGUUUUCACUCUUUUUCAAGAGGUUCCGGCUGAUUUGGGGAUUAGUUGUGAUGUUGUUUCGUAUAAUACUUUGAUUCAUGCUCUUUGUGAAGUGGGGAAGCUUGAUGAAGGGUUGUUGAUGAUUGAUGAGAUGAGGGCGAAGGGAGUGAGCCCAAGUGUGGUUACGUUUAAUACGCUUCUUGGCGCGUUUUAUAGGGAGAGGGGUUUCGAGGGAGGUGAAUUGAUUUGGGGUAUAAUGGAUGAAUAUGAUGUGGUUCGGGAUGUUCGAAGUUAUAAUUUGAAGUUGCAGGGUUUGGUUGAUGAAGGCGAGCUUGAAAAGGCGGUUGCUUUGUUUGAAUCAUUGGAGAGUGAAGGGUGUAAACCGGAUGUGGGUACUUUUAAUGUGUUCAUAAAGAAAUAUUGUGAUGAAGGAGAUAUAGAAGAAGCUAAAAGGUGGUACUAUGUGUUGCUUGAAAGUUGUGUUCCCCCGAAUAGCAUUACAUUUUCUUACCUUGUUCCGAAGUUCUGUGAUGAUGGAGAAUAUGAAUUGGCAUUCGAAUUGUGCAAGAAGAUGUUCAAGCGGCAGUUUGUGGUUGAUGAGGCUCUGUUGCAGCUUGUUAUCAAUGGAUUGGUGAAGGAAUCGAAGAUUCAAGAAGCCGAGGAACUUGUAGAGCUAGGGAAGUCUAAUAGCUUUGUUCAAUAUGGUUUGGUGAUACCUUCAGAUAACACAGAGAAGCAAGAACAGAACAACUCGCUGUGA
Molecule: messenger RNA, 1200 nt
Organism: Chenopodium quinoa (quinoa)
Lineage: Eukaryota; Viridiplantae; Streptophyta; Magnoliopsida; Caryophyllales; Amaranthaceae
Product: pentatricopeptide repeat-containing protein At1g55890, mitochondrial-like
Exons: 1
Coding region: 1-1200 (399 amino acids)
Cellular component (GO): chloroplast
Molecular function (GO): protein binding
Source: RefSeq, a predicted model, not a curated record